CGGCUCGGCGAGCCCGUCUCCACUGGCAAAUUUUUAAUACCGGUUCCGUCGGCGGUCCUCCCCCGUCAAAUUCGUCCGACGCCAGGGAUGGUCGACGGUGGCGCCGCGGCGUGACGCACCACCGUAGCCCCUAGGUUUUCCGUCUCGCUCGGUCCUCACCUUUCUCCGUUAACCUCCUCCUCGUUCUGGUUCGUUCGGCCGCCGCGCGAACCCCCAACAAUCCCGCAGCCACCGUCGAACAUCGCGGGGCUGUCGGAGGGACGAUAGUCAGUUACCCAACGGAGGAGAGCCGCGUCCGCUAACCGGGUUCCAGGUCGCGGAAAAAUCGGUCGGCGUCGCUCGGGGGCCGCCCAAAUCGAGCGGACCAUUUUCCCGUUGCGAUUCAUCUGCCAGGAGUCUGCCCCUACCCUGCACGCACCACGGUCCCCCCUCCACCCCCUCCCCCGGCUCCGCCAAUACCCGCGAACUGUCAUGUGAGUAAACCGUCGCGCGUUUCCGGGGACGUGUUAUGGCGUGGAAGUGGUGGCCGACCAUUGCAGUGCCGUCGUUUUCGUCGUCCCACCUAGCCAGGAUAUACCGACGUCCCGUCAACGACGUACAACCGUGUUGAGCUCCAUCGCGAAUCGGAAACAUGAAGAUACCACCCCUGUCAUGACCCAGUAUCACGGACACGCGUGUGGAUGAGGGUAGACCAUCUCAACGAGAGGGAUGUCUGAAAGCGAGGGAGAGCACGUAGCUCGGUCGGUGGCCUUGGAGCAAGCCUACGUCCACGAAGUUUACGAACAAUGCGCCGAGAAGACUGUCCAAAGUAGACACUGGCCACGGAUCUGUCAAUUCCUCGAGGAACUGGAACCCGGAGCCCUCGUCUGCGAUAUCGGCUGUGGCAACGGGAAGUACCUGAGCGUUAAUCACAGCAUCUUUAAGGUGGGAGUGGACCGGUGCAAGCGUUUCACGGAUAUCGCGCGUGAGAAGGAGAAUGAGGUGUUGGUCUGCGACAAUUUGGCUUUGCCGUUUCGAGACGAGAGUUUCGAUGCGGUGCUCUCGAUCGCGGUGGUGCACCACUUCGCCACCACGGAGAGGCGGGUGCACGCGCUGAAAGAACUGGCGCGGGUGCUGCGAAUCGGCGGCCGAUUAGUCAUCUCCGUAUGGGCUAUGGAACAAAGACACAGAAAGUUCCAGUCUCAGGAUGUCUUGGUACCAUGGCCCAAAGCCUACUGCGCCAGCUCGACGGACAGAUCGAAAUAUUCGGGCACGCUGAACGUCAGCGACGUGCACACCGCUCAAAACGCUCAAAAGAACAGCCAACGAAAAUGCAAAAGCAAAGGCUAUUGGAUCGACCCGAUAUUCAGCCCGUCGCCUUCGACAAGCAGCUUGUCCAGCCCGAACGAGACCUGCUACAGCUUCUUCCGUCGCGCUUUGCAGAAACUGGCUGGCGGUAGGCGAGGAUCCGGAAAUCGGCCGUGGUUCCUGGAAAGUUGGCAGAACAGUGGCGGCAAGAGCAGGAAGGACUACGAGCACGAGGAACAGCCGGACGUGGACGAGCUGCCCAUCGAGCUGCGCCGCGUGGAGGAUGUAAACGUAAACGUGACCAAACAGCCGGACUCGUUGAGUAUAAAAUCAAAGAGCCUCGGUGACAUCUUGGAGAUUCAACGAUUGGACCUUGUCAGGUCCAGGUCCAGCAUACCUGGCCUGUGCUCCGUCUUGACGUCGGAAUUGAAUCUGGACGGCGAGUCGCGGACCUCGUCAUCCAUGAGCGGCUCGAAGCCACGGCUGGUCAAGCAGAAGUCUCACCUCGAUGACGUCGGUUUGGAAGAUCCUGAUAACACUGCCAUUCGAGAACUAGAUAAGGACAUUCCAGACUCUCAGGUAACACCCAGUCACCACUCGAAGCGCGGAAGCAUCCUGAAGCAGAGCUCGAUGAACGAGGAGCUGAUGUCCACGGACCGGUUGGAGGAGAAGGAACGGGUGCGCCGGAACAUAAUGAAGCAGGCCUCGCUGAACGAGGACCUGAUGUACAAGGCAACCACGUUCGAGGCUCUGCGCGAGUCGCUCUACUCAGGGAACGCGACCAGGCGGUUCCAGCUCCUGAAAAGUGGCCUUACGAACAAGAUCAAGCAGUCGACGAACAUCGAGGUCUCCGGUAUAUCGAUCAAGAACGGCUUCGUGAAGAUCCUGCAAGGCUGGAAGUCAAGCGACGCCGAGACGACGCCGGCCGGCGGCGUCCAGGACGACUCCAGGACGAAGGGGAACGAGAAGGUCCAGCCCGCCGCCGCGAAGAGGGAAGUCGAGGGGAUCGAGAGACGCCUGUCCAGGGAAGACGGCUCGGACUCGUCUAAAGACAGCAGCCUGCAGAGCGACACGAGCGUCGACUCCGAGGACAGCUUCGCGUCCGUGAUCUUCGUGCCAAAGCAGGACGCUGUGCCGCCCGUGGCCGACAUUCUGCCGGUCACCCUGACCCACCAGCUGGGCAGCACCUCAGCGCCCCCGUCGCCCCGGGUCAAGCAUCCGCCGGACGUUUCUAGCUCUAGACUCAAGCUCAUCUCCAUGUCCCCCUUGCUCAAACAGUUCCCAGCGACCAGCAAGUCCCUGCCCCCGCCCAGUCCGCCCGGCCUGUCCCCCAGGACCCUGAACCCGGCGUUCGCGAGGCCGUUCUUCGGCCCCACCUAUGCUCAGCCACCCCUGAACGAGAAGGUCGACAGCUUGAAGAGGUUCGACCUCAACGGUCAUCAGCCACCUGCCACCGAGAGUGUAACAACUCAGGAGGUCCGCAGGAGCAGCGUCUUCGACGGCAAGAAGCCUUCCCUGCAGACUAUCCGCGCGUACAGGUCCAUGUCCGAGACCGUGGACCUGGACGAGCCGAAGAUCAUAGAGGACACCGCUCCGCUGCUGUCCAACGUCGAGGAGACGAACGAGACGAGUCAGGAGAAGAGUCAAGAGGUCAGCAAGGAAGAGGAGAGUCGCAAGGCUAGGCUGAACCAGAUCAAGGAGCUGCUGAAGCAGAAACCAGGGUUCGCGACUAGGACCAAGCCCUCUUUCCCUCUAGUCAGGCGAGCCUCGACCACCGCCAGCGGUCGUCUGGAGUCCGUCACCAAGGUUCUACCCAGGUUGCUCUCCUUGGAGCUGUUCAAUCCGGAGACGGACGACCUGGACAGCGACUCCAGCGGAGUCUCUUCGCCGGAGUCCGUCGGCUCGGUGAUCAGCGUGAUCUCGGACGAGAGGUACGCCAAGAAGGACAACAACAAGUCCGAGUGCACGGAGUCCGAGGUGCUGGACAGCUCGGCGGAGAACGUGUCCGACCCCAGCGACGCCACCAACGAAGAGUCAUCGGGGUAUGUUGCUGACUCGAAGGAGGACGAGGCUAGAACCGCGACGGACUCCUCGUCGCAGUGCUCCAGGCUCAUCAAGGCUGCAGCCAGCGUGGCCAGCUCCUUGGAGGACGCGGUGGAGACCGCGAUACAGAAAACGCACAGUCGAAGCUCCCAAGCACAAGAAGCACCCAACGUUGAGAGCAAGCGGACCGAGGCCAAGAGCGACAGCUACCAGCUGCCGGAAGUCGAGGACACCUGGAGCGAGGAGUGCCGCAAGCACCUGAUAGACUUCACCGAGAGACUCAACGGGAACCUGAUGCGCUCUGACGGUCGCCAGGCGUCCGACGUCAAAGGGGAUGUUAGUCAUGUUGUGGACAGGAAGCUGGAGAAGCUCGACGGGAAGUUAAUAACAUCACAGGUGAAGAAGUCCAAGUACAACGACCUGUCGAACACCAUCGCCUGGCUGAGUAACUCGAAGAACGGCUUCCCCGAGAACGCCAACGGCUCCAAUGCUGACGACCUGCAGCGCAGCACCGACGACAUCAUGGACUUCGUGAUGGUGUCGAACGCCGGGGAGUUCGUCGACCCCGAGAAGAACCCCGCGAAGCCUUACGUCAGGUCGGCGAACUCCAUCGAGUCCAGCGACAUAGGCGAGUCCAUCGACAAUACCAUUAGCCUGAGCGACGGCAGCCACGCGGACUCGACCGGCAGGCUGUGCAGCAGCAUGAUGUCCCUGCUGUCGAACAACGCGGAGUACCCGAAGUCCUACGCGGAGAAGCGCAGGCUGCAGAUACAGAGGCGCUCGGCGUCCGAGGAGACGCCGCCCAGGUACCCGGACAACGGCAAGCGCAGCACGGACUGCCUGGUCAGCAGCACGGGGAGCCGCGCGACACUCAGCGCGUCGUCGUCGCAGGAGUCCCUGCCGUCCGACCGCGGCGGCGGGGCGAUCACCUAUCACCAGUACUACCACGUGUUCAGGGAGGGCGAGCUGGACCAAUUGAUCAACAAGUACGUGGAGAACCUGCACAUCAUCUCGUCCUACUACGACCACGCGAGCUGGUGCAUCGUCGCCGAGAAGGUGCAGGUCUGGACUAUAUGACUCGAGGCCCGUGCUCGAGUCGCGCACACUCUCCGCGGCAGGCGGGUCACUUACCGGGGAUGUUAAGCAGCUUGCGGAGCCUCACGGCUGUUUCACUUUCCUGUGGCAACGGGUUUCUUUGCGUUUCGAAUGUGCGUUGAGAGUAUUCGCUUGGAGGUGUGCUAAGACUUAUGGAGAUGAAUCAGGUUAGGGUGUACGCUGGCAGUUCAGUUCCUUUUAACCCUUUGCACUUGGAAGUGUUUAAUGUUUUUUGAAAUUAGUUUGAAGGGAAAUCAUGUUGAACAGAGAUAUAUUCGAAUAUUUCAUUGUAUAAGGUUCAGUGUUGAAUAUUAGAUUUGGUUUUGAAUCAUGUGACACCUGGUGCGAAGGGUUAAGUUUCUUGUAUCAUUAUUGACAGUUUGGUUUCUUGGAGCAGUGUUUCCCAACGUGCGGCCAUAGGGUAUUUGAUUUUUGGAGGCAAUUUGAAGUAUCACUUCGUUUCACAAUAUUUAUAACAUAUAUUUAUAGUACUUUUUAUAAUAUUGUAUUAAAUUAAUUUAUCAUAUAAUAAUUUAUUAUGUUAUAUAAUAUUAAAAAUUCUAUAUGUUACAUAGGGUGCAUAAGAAUCUAAAGGCUUAGAUAAGGCACAAAGGAUGUUGGGAAACACUGACAUUUCGUGGAAGUUCCGAGAUGUUCAUCGACAUUCCACAUGGAACGAUGCGUGCAUAGUUGAGUUCUCAGAUGUCAACUUCAGAGUAGAUCGGCCAUCUUUCUGUCUCCAGAGUACUACACGAACCGAGUAGCAAAGUUUCCUCUCGCGAGAUGUCCAAGCAUUUCUAGCGUAAACUCUUCUAUCCGCGACGUGCAUGCGUCGGUGAAUUCUGCUGAGUUGCAAACACAAACACACAAACACAAACACACACACACAUAUACACACAAACAAACUAUCUAAUGUAUAUCAUUCGCUAUGUACUAAAAUGGAAAAAACCGAAAAAAGAGAUGGCGCGCGGAAUCGCGAGCCGGGAAGGGAGCACCCGGUAUAGCGAUCGCGGUUAGGUUUAACGGGUCAAAGGGGGCGGUGUGUAAAUAUGUAAAAUAGAAACCGUUUCCGACGUAAGCGCACAGAUCGGUAAACGAAGGUAUUCAAACAGUAAGCGACACUAGUAGAAUAGCGAUUUGUAUCAUUCGUCUAAGCGCUUGACCAAAAAUGAUGUUUCUCGUUUCUUUUUUUCUAUUUAUCGUUUCUCUGUCAUCCGUACCCUCGGAGUCUCGAGAUUCAUAUUCUAGUCUCGAACCGUGAUAUCACGUGUAUAGCUUUAGUUUAAGCAGUUAGGUCCAUGGUUCCUAAUCUUUUUCAUCGCAGAACAGCUGUCGAUCGGUCACCCUAUUCUGUUAACACAUUGCGUACCGGCAGCAGGGUUAACCCCUUAAGACACAGUUUUUUUUAAAAAAACCGGCCAAAGAAUCAAUUUUGAUAUACUGCGCUUUUGUUCCAUGGAAAAGGCUAUAUUUUAUUCUUGA
Molecule: messenger RNA, 5907 nt
Organism: Nomia melanderi (Alkali bee)
Lineage: Eukaryota; Metazoa; Arthropoda; Insecta; Hymenoptera; Halictidae
Gene: fid
Product: class I SAM-dependent methyltransferase fire dancer
Biological process (GO): tRNA wobble uridine modification; tRNA methylation
Cellular component (GO): nucleus; cytoplasm
Molecular function (GO): tRNA binding; S-adenosylmethionine-dependent methyltransferase activity; tRNA (5-carboxymethyluridine(34)-5-O)-methyltransferase activity
Source: RefSeq, a predicted model, not a curated record